AUGAUUAAAAAUUUACGAGGUAUGGAGUACAUCCAAUUAACUUCGGAUUUCGACACAGAAGGAGGUUUCCUUGAAUCAGAUUCAGUGAAAACAGUCAUGGAAAAUGUGGAUCGCAGCUGUUUUGUAGCUAUGGACACAUACGAAAAUCAGUCAAAAUCAACUGACACUGGUCGCACUACCAACAGUGUUAUAUUUCCAGCCCCUUAUAUACAUGCAACUAUUCUGGCUGCACUGCGUGUCACCAUCAGAGCUAAAUCAGGCGUUUUAGUUAUUGAACAAGGCACUGGAUACAUGACAGCAUGUGUAGCGCUUAUGACAGGAGAAAAUGGUGUCACCGUAUCCUCUCUACCUAACAAUGAAUUAUAUACACGUGCUAGAAGGAAUAUCGAAAGCUGGCUAAAGGAUAACAAAACAGAUAAUACAUAUCGCUUGGAGAUGGGGAGGCAAAUUCAACUUAUAACCGAUGACGAGCUAAACAAAAUGUUACCCAAUACAAGAUUUGAUGCUAUUUAUCUUCGUUCAACUUAUGGAAGUGAUGUGUACAAGUUACAAAUGCAACUCACUCGAGGAGGUCGGAUAGUUUGCUUAGAAGGAGCUGAUAAAGGAGAACAGAAAUUGUAUCGAAUAGAUUUUUUAGAUUCUGGUGAAUUUCAAAGGACGAAUUUGAUCAAAUUCAAAGAUUUUGAGCCAGAUUACAGCCAUACCAAAAAAGAAGAAAUUAAACACCCUCGGUAA
This is a messenger RNA of Trichobilharzia szidati, 735 nucleotides long. The record is from the annotation of a GenBank genome assembly. Lineage: Eukaryota; Metazoa; Platyhelminthes; Trematoda; Strigeidida; Schistosomatidae.